This is a messenger RNA of Ornithorhynchus anatinus (platypus), 4984 nucleotides long. It is a transcript of the gene GRIA3, whose product is annotated as glutamate ionotropic receptor AMPA type subunit 3. The record is from RefSeq and is a predicted model, not a curated record. The coding region runs from base 564 to 3020 and encodes 818 amino acids. The transcript has 14 exons. Gene Ontology annotation, biological process: modulation of chemical synaptic transmission; synaptic transmission, glutamatergic; monoatomic ion transport. Gene Ontology annotation, molecular function: AMPA glutamate receptor activity; transmitter-gated monoatomic ion channel activity involved in regulation of postsynaptic membrane potential. Gene Ontology annotation, cellular component: AMPA glutamate receptor complex; dendritic spine; plasma membrane. Lineage: Eukaryota; Metazoa; Chordata; Mammalia; Monotremata; Ornithorhynchidae.
UCCACGUGAGACUGGUGUGUUUCUAUUGAUCGCAUCUCCGUGUUGACAAACGCCAGUGCUUGUGCUUUGCAGUCCGGGGCUGCAGUUUGCAGUGAUGCUAAAGGAUGUGCUGCUUUAAUUCAACGUCAGAUCAAGUUUGAUCAAUUACCCCCCUACCGGCCCAAUCGGAAGAGCCUUAUUCGAGAUCUGAUCAUUUUCUUUUUCUUUUGCUCGCUGGUUCUCUCUUUUCCCUCCACUUACCCACCAUCUUUGGGAAAAGUCCCUCCGAUUUUCCUGGGGUUUUUUGAUGGUUUGUUUUUUUUUUUGUGAGGGGAGUGAGUGACAACGAGAGAAACCGCUCUUGUAAUCCGAGUUUCCAGCCAAUGAACCUUCCUUCCAGGUUGGUUUGAAGACAGAAGUGAAGCGGGGGGUGGGGGCAGAGGAGGAGGAGGAGGAGGUGGAAGAGAGUGUGGAAGAAAGAGCGAGCGGAGAAGAGGUGCAGGGGGAGCUGGCAAAUUAUUAUUAUUUUUUUGGCUACUCCCGAGUCGCGCCCAUGCUUCUGUCAGUUUUGUUUUAGGAAUUGCAUGGCAAGGCUGAAGAAAAUGGGACAAAGCGUGUUCCACACUGUCUGCCUAUUGGUGCUGGGGCUUUUGGGUGAUUCUUUCGGAGGAUUUCCCAACACCAUCAGUAUAGGUGGACUUUUCAUGAGAAACACGGUUCAGGAACACAGCGCUUUUCGGUUUGCUGUGCAGUUGUACAACACAAACCAAAACACCACCGAAAAGCCCUUCCAUCUGAAUUAUCACGUAGACCACUUGGAUUCCUCCAAUAGCUUUUCUGUGACUAAUGCUUUUUGUUCACAGUUUUCCAGAGGAGUGUAUGCCAUCUUUGGAUUCUAUGACCAGAUGUCAAUGAACACCCUGACAUCGUUCUGUGGAGCACUGCAUACCUCAUUCGUCACACCGAGCUUCCCAACGGAUGCCGACGUGCAGUUUGUCAUACAGAUGCGGCCGGCAUUAAAAGGAGCCAUCUUGAGCCUUCUGACACACUACAAAUGGGAAAAGUUUGUGUACCUCUAUGACACCGAAAGAGGAUUUUCCAUUCUUCAAGCAAUUAUGGAGGCUGCAGUGCAAAAUAACUGGCAAGUGACCGCCAGGUCUGUGGGAAGUAUCAAGGACGUUCAGGAAUUUAGGCGGAUCAUAGAAGAAAUGGACAGACGCCAAGAAAAAAGAUAUUUAAUUGACUGUGAAGUAGAGAGAAUAAACACCAUUUUGGAACAGGUGGUAAUCCUGGGGAAGCAUUCGAGAGGUUAUCACUACAUGCUUGCUAACCUGGGUUUCACAGAUCUCGUUCUGGAGAGAGUAAUGCACGGAGGGGCCAACAUAACUGGAUUCCAGAUUGUCAACAAUGAGAACCCUAUGGUCCAGCAGUUUCUACAACGCUGGGUGAGGCUGGACGAGCGGGAGUUUCCUGAAGCCAAGAACUCACCAUUAAAGUACACAUCUGCAUUGACGCACGAUGCAAUACUAGUCAUAGCUGAAGCUUUCCGCUAUCUAAGGAGGCAGCGGGUGGAUGUAUCCAGAAGAGGCAGUGCCGGAGACUGUCUAGCAAACCCCGCGGUACCCUGGAGCCAAGGGAUUGAUAUAGAGAGAGCACUAAAGAUGGUUCAAGUGCAAGGAAUGACUGGAAACAUCCAGUUUGACACCUACGGACGCAGGACAAACUAUACAAUUGAUGUUUACGAAAUGAAAGUCACUGGAUCUCGGAAAGCUGGUUACUGGAACGAAUAUGAGAGAUUUGUACCUUUCUUAGAUCAGCAAGUCAGCAAUGACAGCACAUCUGUAGAAAACCGAACAAUAGUAGUGACAACUAUUCUGGAAUCUCCGUAUGUGAUGUACAAGAAGAAUCACGAACAGCUAGAAGGAAAUGAAAGAUAUGAAGGCUAUUGUGUAGACUUAGCUUAUGAAAUAGCCAAACAUGUGGGAAUAAAAUACAAACUAUCAAUUGUCGGAGAUGGGAAAUAUGGAGCAAGGGAUCCUGAAACAAAGAUCUGGAAUGGCAUGGUUGGGGAACUGGUCUAUGGGAGAGCAGAUAUAGCUGUUGCCCCACUCACCAUAACACUGGUUCGGGAAGAAGUCAUAGACUUUUCAAAACCCUUUAUGAGUCUGGGCAUCUCCAUCAUGAUAAAGAAGCCUCAGAAAUCCAAACCUGGCGUGUUCUCAUUUCUGGAUCCUUUGGCUUAUGAGAUUUGGAUGUGUAUAGUCUUUGCUUACAUUGGCGUCAGCGUAGUGCUUUUCCUAGUCAGCCGAUUCAGCCCCUAUGAGUGGCACUUGGAAGACAACAACGAAGAACCUCGAGACCCUCAGAACCCGCCCGAUCCUCCAAAUGAAUUUGGAAUAUUUAACAGCCUUUGGUUUUCCCUGGGUGCCUUUAUGCAGCAAGGAUGCGAUAUUUCCCCAAGAUCUCUCUCAGGGAGAAUUGUUGGAGGAGUCUGGUGGUUCUUCACCCUAAUCAUAAUCUCUUCCUACACUGCCAACCUUGCUGCUUUCCUUACUGUGGAAAGGAUGGUCUCUCCCAUAGAAAGUGCUGAGGACCUGGCUAAACAAACUGAAAUAGCCUACGGCACCCUGGACUCGGGCUCAACCAAAGAAUUUUUUAGAAGAUCCAAAAUAGCCGUCUACGAGAAAAUGUGGUCGUACAUGAAAUCGGCAGAGCCGUCGGUUUUUACCAAAACAACAGCAGACGGGGUGGCGAGAGUCCGGAAGUCGAAGGGAAAGUUCGCCUUCCUGCUCGAGUCGACCAUGAAUGAGUACAUUGAGCAGAGAAAGCCGUGUGACACGAUGAAAGUUGGUGGAAACCUGGAUUCUAAAGGCUACGGUGUGGCAACUCCCAAAGGCUCAGCAUUAAGAUCCCCCCGCUGCCGGAAGCACGUCAAAAGAGGAGCAGCUGAGAACGCUGGCUACUUCUGCCCGAGUUGGUUUUACUCCCUCCUUGGUGUCGGGCAUGACACAUGUAUUGCUGAUGGUGCAAUGAACUUUUAAUAGGAAAAACUGAUUUUCUUUCUCCUUCAGUGCCUUAUGGAACACUCUGAGACUCACAACAAUGCAAACCAUCACUGAAAUAUUCUUGCUUUGCUUGAAAAAAAAAUGGACAUACAAGAUUCUAGUAUGUGAAAAAAAAUAUUCUUGUAAAAAAAAUUCAACAAAAAGCCAUCCUUUGAUACCACUGCACAGUCUGUGAACUUCAUGUUCUUUAAAAAAAAAAAAGUCAGAAUCAGCAAGUACCCUAACUGGUCUCAAAAUAAUUCACUCUUCUUGAUUUAAAAAAAAAUAAAUAUCUGACUCCCUUUGCCUGGGAAUACAGACUGGCAAUUCUUAUGGGAUCUGCUGACUAGAGGUUUUUGGUAGUUCCAAUUGGUGGCAAUUUUCUGGAAGUUCCAAAAUCCUUCCAUGUGAUUAAAAUGUAUAUCAAAAAAAGGUGAACGCAACAUUGAGAAAAGGACAUUCAAACACUUCUCAAAAUGGACUAAAUUAGAAUUCCUGGAUGCUUAAAAACAACUGAUUUGUGAAAGAGGUUGGUUCCUCCCACGUCUGUAAGGAGAUGAAUUGAGCUGUACAGCUACUCUGUGUAGCACAUUAACAGGACACUUUAUCAGGCAUAUUUAUGGGUGCUUUAUUUGCAAGGUGUAAAAAGGCUUUCAAAGAAGCCAAAGAUUUAGGUCCAUCUCUAUUUUUUUUUGCUCAACUAUAUAUUUUCAUUCAAAAUAACUGAACUUAUUUAAUAUUGAGGUGAGUGAAGUGCUUCACAGACACGGCCAGCCUGGUAACACUGUGUUUCGCUCUGCUUCUCGGAUCAUUCUACUUGGAAAACGUACACAGAGAAAGCAGGAAAGUGUCUCCACUCUGGCCUUCCGUGUCACCCUACAAUUCCAUGAUCUAAAUUGAUUCUCACUAUUUUAGUUCUACCAGCUUUCGCCAGGAGUUCCAAGACUCCUCAUCAAGAGAUGCAUGUGUCCUUUUCUAUUUUGCAAAGACUAAACUGUGUUCCAAAUUCUACCGCUUAAACAUAGGUCCUCAGCAUUCCUCAUUGCCAGGUUCUCCAAUAUGGGCAAUUUCUCCACCUUAACUCUGCCAGAAGACUAUUUAAACUGCAUCUUUUUAAAAAAAGGAAAACGCAUUCUGUAGGAAACAAUUUGAAGAAGUCAAAGGAAGUGUUUGCAUACUAAUUACCUCUUAUAUAACAACCUAGGCUUUCAGUAGUUCAGUAGUCUUAUCUCAUUGAUAAUGUGCAUUGGGAAGUCACUCGAAAGAAAUGAUAAUGAGCAAAGAUUCAUUUGGAAAGCAGGACCCUUGGGCUCUUAGUUUACUCAUAGUGUAUUUGACCUUUCUUCAAAAGGAAAAGUGUAAUAUAGAUAAACUUCCAUCCCAAAAAUAAUUUCAUAAACGAACAAUUAACUGGUCAAAUUUUUAAAAAUGAUAUUGAACAAGAGAAAAUUGUUGUGUUGUUCUUUUUUUUUCAUGAAACUGUGAUUUUCAACUCUGAAUGCUAUAAAGUUCCCCAAAGGGAAGCAAAAACAGUGCGAUUAAAAAAGUUGUAUUUAAAAAAAAUCAAAUCUUUUCUUAGAUGCUGUAUAAAGAGAAAUGUAUGUUUAUCAAAUCAAAUCAAUUUUUAAGAGUGGAAACUUCACUGCGGUGGAGAGGUUUGGUAAUUGGUUUGUUAUUUUUUAAAAACUUGCAUGUAAAAACAAAAAAAGUGUUGGUUGCUUCAAAUUCCUGCUACUAACUUCAAGCUACGGGAGUUCAGCAGUAGUUACUUGAGGAUUUUUUCCUAUAUUUUUCUUUUGUCGUUAGAACUGCACUUCAGUGAACAGAAAAAUUGCCAAGCAAAUUAAUGGCUGUAAAAGCAUAAACUGCAUGUGUGGGCAUAAAUUACCAGGCCUCAUUUUAAUGAGGUGUUGUACAAAGAGUUUUAAUACAUUUUGUAAAUAAAAUUGUAAAGAAAACAA